Molecule: messenger RNA, 808 nt
Organism: Cladocopium goreaui
Lineage: Eukaryota; Dinophyceae; Suessiales; Symbiodiniaceae
Source: the annotation of a GenBank genome assembly
GGAACAUCCACAACUCCCAAUGGCCGUGGUUCCAGUUCCGGAUGGCGGCGCCGGCAGCGAUCGGUUGAUCAUUGCACCCAAGCCUGGUGAUUAUCUCCCUCUCAAUCCCGGCGAAGCAUGUGCAGAUGUCAGAGUGCAGUUCAGUGGUUCCAUUGCGGGUCCCUGCGCUUUCUGGCUAGAGGCAAAUGGAACUGUGGGGAGCAUGAAUGUCCUGGAUAAGGUUCCUUCAGAGCCAGUGGUUUGGCACAAGGUUCCCGAAGGUCAGCACCGAGUUCAGCUGGUGCUUUGGACCCCUGCGGGAAUGGACGCGUCUUUGCGACCCAGCAAGCCAGAGGAUCUCUCCUCCUUCGAUUCGCGGGGUUCUGCCACGGUGGAUUUUCGGGUGAAGCGCUUUGAAGACUUCAUCCCAAGCUACGAGUGGAAGGAGGUGGAGAGAUGGCAUCAGUUACCUCCAGGCUUGGAAAUCGUGGGGGAUUUCUCCUCCUGUCGGUCCUGUCGAGCCAAGAUCCCGGACUGUUGGCCCUGGCGGGUCCAGGUGCAGGGCCAAGCCGAGGCGAUGGAGGUCCUGGUGCGGCGUGAGUCGACCAUGGCGGAGCUGUUGGAGCAGUUGCAGCUGUCGGAAUCGACCCAUGAAGUGGUAUGGUGCGAUGCGGAUGGGAAGCAUGAGUAUACACUGAAACCUAACUGGACUGCCCAGCAGGCAGAUCUCUUCAAAUAUCGAGACCAGGUGCAGGUGAGAAGAUUCGCCACUAUGGUCGACUAAAGUGACUAAAGUCCGUAGAACCACAUGGAAUGCUUGAGAAUAGCC